This is a messenger RNA of Arachis ipaensis, 525 nucleotides long. RefSeq lists its product as uncharacterized. The record is from RefSeq and is a predicted model, not a curated record. NCBI's taxonomy places the organism in Eukaryota, Viridiplantae, Streptophyta, Magnoliopsida, Fabales, Fabaceae.
AUGGCUCCAUAUGAGACUCUGUAUGGGAAAAAGUGCCAAUUUCUGCUAUGUUGGUAUGAAGCUGGGGAGAAAAGCUUGUUAGGGCCUGAAAUGAUAGCUAAAACCACUGAACAGGGCAAGAAAAUUCGAAAUAGGAUGCUCAUUGCUCAGAGUCGACAGAAGAGUUAUGCCGAUCAGAGGUGGAAAUCCUUGGAGUUUGAGGAAGGAGAUAAUGUUUUUCUUAAGCUUUGGAAGUACACUACUGAUGCUAGCCAUGUGUUAGAACCUGAAUCCAUUAAGUUAAAAGAGGAUUUGACACUCCAAGUGACUCCCGUCAGAAUUGACGACACCAGUAUUAAAUGGUUGCGCAAAAAGGAAGUUUCGUUAGUCAAAGUUGCAUGGAGUCGGGCCGGUAUUGAGGAGCACAGUUGGGAACUUGAAUCGGAAAUGCGGACAGACUAUCCACACCUAUUCUCAGUUGUGUUUGUAACAAGUGAUUUUGGUGGCGGUUGGGAGGUUCAGAGGAGUCGGAAAGGGGAGUAUUAG